GAUUCACGCAUGUGUUGUUUUACUAGAAUAUGGUGUUUUAUUGUUGUUGUUUUUUGCUGGUGUUUGUUUUCAUUGCACAUAUAUAUAUGUAUAUGUAUAUGUAUAUAUAUAUAAUAAGUAUAACUUUUGAGGCCAUUUAAUAAUAUAAAUAAAAUUCAUUACUGUUUGUGAGUUUUAUUAAAGUUAAAUGGCAAUGUCUUGAAGUCACCCUAGGGCCGUUAAAAUGAGUCAUUGAUCUAUCUAUACUUGUCUAUAACAAGUUUAUAUUUAAAAUGUUCUUUGCAUUUAUUAAUCUAUGCCAAGGCCUCCGAUGAAUCCAUUAGAAUAAUUUAUUGAUACAAUUAACAAUUCCUUACCCCACCACCGCCCCCCUCCCGCCCCUACAAUUUAUUGGUCAGUACAAUUCUUUGGGUCAGUUUGAUCACCGCAGACUUGCCCAGUUGUCCGACAUGAAGCUCUUCCUUGCCGUCUUAGCCCUGGUGACUGCUGCCAGUGCCCAAACCACAGUUGCACCCAGAUGUAAGUAUGCGUUCUGGACCAGUUGUAUUGGCGGGGAGUUCCGUUACAUGCACUACCCCGCCCCCCCCCCUUAGUUACGCUCUCGUUAGUUGCAAAUAAGAAAGUCAUAUCAAAGCACAUUCAAAUUUAACCCCCCCCCCCUUUUUCCCCCCACACACACACCUAAAAAACUUGCCACAAAACAAGACGUAUAAAGAUAGACCAUUUCUCUUUUCAGUUCCUGAUAUCAUCGCAGGACUAACAGCAAAUGGACACUUCACAGUUUUCACAGAUCUGUUGACCAAAUCAGGACUACUCCCAACAAUUAACGCAAGUAAGUAACUUUAUGACUAGCAACUCUUCAUUCUUGAUGCCAGGCGGGUGUUAAUUUUUGCUAAUCAAUGAGAAAUUAAUUUUUUUAAAAAUAAAACAGAUCAAUAAGUGGGUUUUAAUUAUAAGAGAAAAUAUAUAUUUAAACGUUUCGGCCAAACGCCUUCUUCGGGAUAACAUAACAAUCAAAAGCAGCUAAUUCUUUUGUUUGUUUCCAUUCUUUCAAUUACUCUAAAGUAACAGCUAGUAUAUUAUAAACUGAUUACGUAAAUCUUAAUCAACAUUCUUGGUAUUUUUUUAUAUCGUAAUAAAGAAAUUGUUGGUGUCAUGUUAAUCUACUUAAAAGCUAAACCUUAUGAUGAUUCAUUUUAGCCGUCUGUGUUCACACAUACUCAAAGCGUGCUCACAUAAUGGCUGACUGUGUUCAGAGCUCUAAGUCAGAAACUUGGCUUUCUUGCUUUGAAACCAUCCAUGCAAAUGAAAACGAUAGUUGAGUAGUUUAAACAGAGUUCGUGAACUAUUGAUCAACAAUGCUGCUCUAUGAUUUUUACUAAACACUCUCAUAAAAUUGGGAACGGGCUCAUAAAAUUGGGAACGGGCUUAUGACAUUGGGAACAUGCUCAUAAAAUUGGGAACACGCCCAUAAAGUUGGGAACACGCUCAUAAAAUUGGGAACAUGCUCAUAAAAUCAGGUCAGAAAUACUGUUCCCAAUAUUUAAGAUUUUCAUGAGAAUUUAAUUUAACACUUUUUUUAAAAAAUGUUUUAUCAGAGAAUACUAUUAAAUGUUAUUUUUGUGUGUGUAUUCAUUUGGUAACGGGAGAAGGAAAUGAGGGUCGGAUAUGCACCCUUAGCGAUAACAGACAGAGGGAUUAGAGAAUAUACUCGGUUGGCAUUUAAUUAGCAUGUGUUUAUUAAGGCUUGUUGGUUAUUCGGUAGAGUUGUGGCAUUUAAUUAGCAUGUGUUUAUUAAGGCUUGUUGGUUAUUCGGUAGAGUUGUGGCAUUUAAUUAGCAUGUGUGCGAUUGUUCUCCUUUCCACAAACCCAGCUGCCCACUUCACCGUGUUCGCCCCCACCGACAGCGCCUUCGCCAAACUGUCCCCGGACGUGUUUGAGGCCAUCAAGAAUGACCCCGCCCGACUCACCGACCUGGUCAAGACCCACCUGGUGCUGACCACCAACUACCGUCUCCACGGGGUGCAGCAGGACGACGUGCUGAAGUCCGCCAACAACCACCAAAUCAGGAUCAACACCUACCCUAUUGUGCACGUGAGUAGUCACGUCAUUGAGAUCAACGGCGGCGCUAGGGUUAGGGCCACUGGUGGUGGGGGGGGGAGGGGGGACAAGAGUUUUUCCACACCCUCUGCAGAUUGCCAAAAAAUAACGCUGCUUAAUUUAAAGAAAAAGAGCGCCCCUUGGGGUGGACCGGACCACCGCUUCGGUCACCUCCCUUCCCACCCCUUUGAUUAAGAUACAUUUGAUUAUUUUAUUCCUAAAAUAAUCUACACAUAAGCACAUGUGUCCUUUACUUACCCUAACCAUUCAUGUUAACAAUCAUACAGUGUUACAUAUUUUCAUUAAUUUAUCACAACUACACCAACAGAUAAUAGAGCUGAGGUAUUCCAAGAUAUAAAACACACAUUUGACUUUAGUUGUGUGGCUUUCCUUGAGAGGAGCAGCCAUCCUUUGAACUCCAGUUCCCUUUAAUUCUCUGUUGUUGGUCUUUGUUGUCUAACAGACACAGACGGCGGAUGGUGUCAACAUCACCAUCAAGAACAUCCCCAUCGUCCACGGCUUGGCCCACGGCCUCGACGGCGUCCUGACGCCUCCCUCGUUCAGCUCCAUCCAGAUCAGCUUGAACCGCACCGACUUCAGCACGUUCACCUCCCUGUUGGUCAGCGCCAAUCUUCUCAACUUUUUCACCGGUGGGUAGACAAUAGCAGAAAACGUGAAUUCAAACUGUGGUCUGAAGAUCGCCGACGUCUUCUUGUGUAGAAUUUUACGUGGUCCACUAACUGUAUCCAAAUAAUUAAAUUAAUUCAGUCAUGAAUUAUAACACAGAUUGAGUAACUUUUAUCAAAAGAGGGCACACAAUCCCCACAAACAUACCCCCUUUCUUUCUAUUCCAGUGAGAAAUAUGCUAUCAGGUAGAUCCACAGGCGGAUCAUUCCCUAGCUGGUCAAACCAAAAGGAACGCCUCUAGACAUACGUUGACUUUGAGAUUUUUCGAAAACAUACGUUUUUAUUUAUAUAUACUUUAAGUAUCCGUUCUUUCUUGUUUUUGUAUCGUCUGCAGGAGAAGGCAUGUCGCCGAAACGUUCGUUGAAUGGUCCUGUCUUUUCAUUUCAAGCCUAAAUAUAUCUUGUUCCACGUUCCAAACCUUACACUAGUCGGUAUGCCGUGAUGUUUGAUAAGCCCGUUAAGACUUGCCAAUAUAUUUAACUAGACAUCGCAGUCUGAUCGGGCAAGUAACACAUCAUGCUGAUCAGUAGUUUGAUGUCCACGAAGAGAGUGGACCUGCUCUGAUUUGGUGGUACAAACAUUGUGAUGUGUACACCUUGGCCCCCUACGACCUAGUCACUGUUUACACGCUGCUGAUCAGUUCAUGCAAGCAACACAAAAAAACAAACAACUUAUUUCAACUAUGCUAACAAAAAAAUCGGGAAAGAGUCAAACAAAAAGCACACAGAAAGGACAAAUAAAAAAAACAACAAUUUAAAACUAUAAUUGAUGCUAUAAGUUUACGAACAUAGAAUUUUUUAUAGAUAGCAAAAAAAUUUAAAGCGGUAUGAAAGAACACACAGAAUUUUUUUUUUAAAUGUUGUAUUUGUUUCGUCUCAUGUUUUGUAGUGGUUAACUAUCUGAAUUUUCCCUUCCACUACCCCCAAAUCUCCCGGACCAGCUGAUAAGGACGUCACAAUCUUCGUACCCAACAACGCUGCCUUUGCCAAACUGCCCACGGCCGCGACAGCGUACUUGAACAGUCACCACGCAGACCUGGCCGGUGAGUACCCACCUGGAUGACCUCUGCAUUGGUCAUCGAGUUACUCACUUCACACCGCGUACAUCUCGCACGUGUCGACCGUCUGAUUUAACAAUUUUAUUUGCAUAAUUUCCAGAUACCUUGAAGUAUCACGUGGUCAGAGCUGAGACCCUCUUCAGUAUCGGAAUGCAACAUACACAGAGCCUGAACUCGGCUGACUCCCACCAGGACCCGCUGAUGAUCUUUCAAGACGGCGGUGAGUAGCUCAUGAUCAAAGGGUAAAGAGCAAGGGAGGUCAUCUCAGUAUAACACAUUGCACGACCCUCGACCUAAGCAUCCGAUCACAUACAAAGCUCGGAGGUCACUGAAAGUAACAAAUAAGGCUCUCGUACCGCACCACCUAUUAUGUGACUCCUAACCCUCCGCUGCAGUGUUCCUUUCUGACAAUUUCCAAUUCGUGGAAAAAAAGGAAAAAAGAGGGGGGGGGGGGAUUUCAGGUUUUUCUCGGUGGGGGAAGUGACGGUGGACUCUGAGGGCACCAGAUGUCCCCGGACUAUUGCCUGGUGGGGGGCACCAAAAUGGGUCUCCGCUGCAGUGUUCCUUUCUGACAAUUUCCAAUUCGUGGAAAAAAAGGAAAAAAGAGGGGGGGGGGGGAUUUCAGGUUUUUCUCGGUGGGGGAAGUGACAGUGGCCUCUGAGGGCACCAGAUGUCCCCGGACUAUUGCCUGGUGGGGGGCACCAAAAUGGGCUUUGGUGGCCUUUACAGGAUAAAAAUUAUUAGUUUCAGAGUUUGCUUUCCUGUAGCCCUCUACGACAUAUCCGUGAGACUGCCACCAUCCCAACUGCAUAGAAAGCUUUCCUGUAGCCCUCUACGACGUAUCCGUGAGACUGCCACCAUCCCAACUGCAUAGAAAGCUUUCCUGUAGCCCUCUACGACAUAUCCGUGAGACUGCCACCAUCCCAACUGCAUAGAAAGCUUUCCUGUAGCCCUCUACGACAUAUCCGUGAGACUGCCAAGUCAGUUUAUCCGUAUGUGCAGCUUCUCGGCCUUCCCCUUCGGUAAGAGAGAUGGAGAAGAGAGAGAGCGAGAGAUGAAAAGAGAGAGAGAUGAAAAGAGAGAGAGAGAGAGAGAGUCGAAUUGGUACAUUCAGUGCGUUCACAAUACAGCUAAUGUUUGCUCGAACUUCCAUUUUCUUUGGUAGAUUAGAUUAGAAGAGGACAUGUGUCCCUGAAUAUGACAAGCUAAAUCUAUUGGAUAAGAUGUCUUAGAAGUGUCUUACUUUUUAAGUACGUUGACCCAUAUUUUUUUCUCUAUAUAUCUAUAAAAUUGUACCGACACACUUGUUAUUCCUGGCGAUAAAGAAAUGUGUCAUGCGAAGCUUCGUUAGAAAACAGCUGGUGUAUUCUGUUGUUAACGUACUUCACACAAUUGACAAGCUAAUGCUUAUUUUUAUUGUAUUCAAUUAUUUUUGUAAAUAACCGACCACCGUACGCCGUGGGUGCCUGAUGAUAUUGACUGCCUCCCACAGCUGGCGGCCUGACCGUCAACAAGGCGAACAUCAUUCAACGCGACAUCAUCGCCACCGACGGCGUCAUCCACGUCAUCGACGGCGUCCUGAUCCCACCACGUGUUCUGACGCACAUCGCCGACAACGGCAUCAUCUUCGGAUGAGUCAUGAGAGCCCUUGACUGAGUCAUGGCGUGACGGGGCUUAAAACUAAAACCUUUGAAGUUCAUGGAGUAUUUUAAAACAAUUGAAACAAUUCGACAUUUCAGCUAUGAAAUAAAAAAUUGAAAAAAAAACUACUGAACAUUAAACUUCGAGUGUUGUGUUUGCUUCAUUUGUUCAUCUCAUCAGCCUGUUCCACCGCCUGAACAAUAAAACGCAAAGAAGUUUCAUGUUGCAAUCA
Molecule: messenger RNA, 5717 nt
Organism: Lymnaea stagnalis (great pond snail)
Lineage: Eukaryota; Metazoa; Mollusca; Gastropoda; Lymnaeidae
Source: the annotation of a GenBank genome assembly